AUUCAAUCUCAAAGCUAUUACCCUUUUUGUUUUUUAUUCAAUUAUAUUAUUUAUAGUUCAAAGAAGACUGAAUAUUUUGAACACACCCCAUGUGCGCCUCUAACCUGUUCGGUGAAUUGCCUGAUGGACACAAAUUAAAAGAAAAUAAUGAUAAUAUUAAUAAUAAUAAAGUUCUAGCAUUGAUGGUUACAUUGCAGACCAUUAAAGACAGAUAACAGAUUGCAUUACAUUCAUUCUAGCUAGUAUCCACACCUCAUGCACAACUAAUCACAACCAUUAGGAGUGUGAAUUAAAUGCCAAUAAUAAGCCUUCAUUAUAAGUGCACACACAUUUCUCUUCUAUUCUUUUGAGGUCUCUUUCUUAAUAUACAUUCUAUUGAGGUAUUUUGGGAUCUGGGUUUUAAUUGUUUUUGUUGUUUCUUGAUCUCUAGAAGUAUAUAUAAUUUUUUUAGUAGUUUGUUGAUAAGUUCCUUUCUAAUAAUAAGCCCAGAAACAGUUUAUGUGAUUUCGUGUUAAGGUUGCUUUUGUUUUGUCUGUGUUCUGUUUUUGUUCUUUGUAGCUUCCCUUUUCUCCUCCCUCAUUGUUUGUUGUAGUCAUUCUUGGAACUUUCUUUGACCAAGUUCUUUGUUUCUUUUUCUUUUUUUUAAUCUCUUUUUUGUGUUUCGCAUGCUUAUAUAACAUCCAAAUGUCUAUUCUUUGAUGCUCAUUGGCUGCUCUCUUUAGUUCUUGUUUUAGUUAUGCUAGCAUUGACUAUCUAUCUUACAAUCUCUCUUUGGUCAGUGCUUUAGGAUUGUGUGAUGUAGAAUAGAUUGUUUAGCAACCCACAAAAGUUUUGGGAUUUGUUUUUUCUGUGCCGUGCUUGCUUGAUUCUACCAUUUUUUUCUUGCUUUGAUUGAGCAAUGGAUAGUUCUUUAUUCUAUAUUCUUUUCCUUUUGUCUCUUUUACUCUAUUCCUGUAUAUCCUCUCCUCUUGAAGAUCAAGAGAGAGACAAAAUUACAUAUCUACCUGGACAACCAGCAAAUGUAGAAUUCAAUCAAUAUUCAGGUUAUGUGACUGUGAAUCAGCAAGCUGGGAGGGCAUUGUUUUACUGGUUGAUUGAGUCUCCAGCAAGUCGUCGAGCUGAAUCAAGACCACUUAUUUUGUGGCUUAAUGGUGGGCCCGGUUGCUCUUCUGUUGCUUAUGGAGCAGCUGAGGAAAUUGGACCCUUUCGCAUUAAGCCUGAUGGAAAAACUCUUUACUUCAAUCCCUAUGCUUGGAAUAAGUUGGCGAAUUUGCUAUUCCUUGAAUCUCCUGCUGGUGUUGGCUUUUCAUAUACAAACACAACUUCAGAUUUGUACAACACGGGUGACCAGAGAACUGCUGAAGAUGCAUAUGAAUUUCUAGUCAAUUGGUUUGAAAGGUUUCCGCAGUACAAACAUAGAGAUUUCUACAUCGUUGGAGAAAGCUAUGCAGGUCAUUAUGUUCCUCAGCUGUCUCAAAUUGUUCAUCAAAAGAACAAGGGAAUUCAGAAUCCAGUUAUAAACUUUAAGGGAUUUUUGGUGGGAAAUGCAGUCACUGAUGAUUACCAUGAUUAUGUUGGCACCUUUGAGUACUGGUGGACGCAUGGUUUAAUUUCUGAUUCUACCUAUAAAACUUUGCGUGACACCUGCAAUUUUGAGUCCUCUCUGCAUCCAUCAGCGGAAUGCAUCAAGGCUCUCUACCUUGCGGAGCUGGAGCAGGGAAAUAUUGAUCCAUAUAGCAUUUUCACUCGGCCAUGCAAUAGUACGGCAUCGCUCAGGCGCAACUUAAGGGGUCAUUAUCCCUGGAUGUCCAGAGCAUAUGAUCCCUGCACUGAGAGGUAUUCUAUAGUGUACUUCAACCGCCCAGAAGUUCAGAAGGCAAUCCAUGCAAAUGUAACUGGGAUCCUGUACGAAUGGAAAACAUGCAGUGAUAUUGUUGGAAACUACUGGGCAGAUUCUCCACUUUCUAUGCUUCCUAUAUACAAAGAACUUAUUGCUGCUGGUCUGAAGAUAUGGGUUUUCAGUGGAGACACUGAUGCAGUGGUUCCUGUAACUGCAACCCGAUACUCCAUUGAUGCAUUGAAGCUACCAACUGUUACCAACUGGUAUCCAUGGUAUGAUAAUGGAAAGGUUGGUGGAUGGAGCCAAGUAUACAAAGGACUAACUUUAGUAACAAUAACUGGAGCAGGACAUGAGGUCCCACUCCAUCGCCCUCGACAAGCUUUCAUUCUUUUCAGGUCUUUUUUGGAGAACAAGCCAAUGCCUAGCUAAAUCUCAUUGAUUCACUUAAAUCUCGAAUGAAUAAAAAUAUACAGAUUAUAGAAUUAUUUGUAUACAAGGAAUCUGCAGGCAAAAGAAUAAAAGAAGCACUCCUCUCGAGUGCUCUACCAAUCAUUCUCAACUCCAUUUCUAUGUCUUGAAGCUGUAGAAUAUUCAUAGGAGGGGCAUUGAUUCUUUAUAGGUCUUAAAUUAUUGAAGUUGCUGUAUCUCUUCCCCCAACUAUUUGAUCAUUCUUCUGUAGGACUUUACCCAUUUUGCAAGCAUUUCAUAUGUAAUUGAAUUUAUUGUAAGUGUUCGUUAUUUUGUAUCAUUUUUACUA
This is a messenger RNA of Ricinus communis (castor bean), 2597 nucleotides long. Its product is annotated as serine carboxypeptidase-like 27. Lineage: Eukaryota; Viridiplantae; Streptophyta; Magnoliopsida; Malpighiales; Euphorbiaceae. Gene Ontology annotation, cellular component: vacuole. The record is from RefSeq and is a predicted model, not a curated record. Gene Ontology annotation, molecular function: serine-type carboxypeptidase activity. Gene Ontology annotation, biological process: proteolysis. Bases 899 to 2269 code for a protein of 456 amino acids. The transcript has 9 exons.